Rotaria sp. Silwood2 is the source of this 2019-nucleotide messenger RNA. NCBI's taxonomy places the organism in Eukaryota, Metazoa, Rotifera, Eurotatoria, Philodinida, Philodinidae. The record is from the annotation of a GenBank genome assembly.
AUGUUUUUUAUAAUUUACCUUAUUUUUAUUGUGCUUUGUAAAACAAUUCAUAGUCAAUCAUGGAAUACAACAGGUGAAAUUUUUCCAUGGGAAUCUUAUUUAGAAUUGGGUGAUAUUCAACGACCUCUUGGUCUUACACUCGAUCGAUCUUCACUAGCUCAUCGUCAUUUUGCUAUUGGAUAUCUUUGUCUUCAUUCAUUUAUGUAUGAUGAAGCUAAAGAAGCAUUCAAUUUUGCUAUUAAUGUUAAUUCUACAUUUUUUGAAGCUUACAUUGGUAAAAUGCUUAGUUGUAAACAAACAUUAUGGUCAUAUACUGAUAUUGCUUGUGGUCAAGCGGUAUACAAUGCAAUUCGAAAUUUAAGUAAGACAAUUUUUCAAGGCGAACUUCUUUCGACAGUUUAUCAAUGGUAUUCUGAUAACUCAAAUAUAACAGUUGGUGAAAAUGCAUUUCUAUCAUCGAUUCGUAAUUUAUCUCAAAAAUAUUCGAAUGAAACUGAUAUUCGUGUUUUAUUGGGUCUUUCACUUCUUAAUGUUGCUAAUCAAGUUCAAUAUCAGUCACAAAUAGAACCACCGGAAAUGAUAGAAGCAAGAAGCGUAUUAGAAGUUGCAUUAAAAAAUGAAUCAAAUCAUCCAGGUAUACUUAAUUAUCUUAUACAUGCUUAUGAUGUUGCUCUGGUGAAUGUAUCUGAACGAGCUAGAGAAUAUGCAGAUCGAUAUGGAAAAAUUAUGACAACAUCAUCACAUGCACAACAUAUGCCUUCUCAUAUUUGGGUUCGAACAGGUUCAUGGAAUCGUGCUUUAUCAGCUAAUGAACAAAGUAUUCUUGUUAGUUUAAGAUUGUGUGCAAAGAAAUCAUUAGCACUUAAUUUAUCGAUUUCUUCAAUUCAAUUUGAACAGAUUUGGAAUUUAUUUAAUGCUACUCAACAAAAAUUACUUGUUCAAUGUGAUGUAGAAAAUCGAGCUCAUUCUAUGGAAUGGCUUUCGUAUUCUCGUUUACAAACAGGUAAUUGGUUAGGUAGUCUUGAUCUACUUCGAGAUUUAUAUUUUGCUAAUUAUCAAUCCAAUCAAACACCAAAUCCUUAUUUACCAUUUGCUUAUCGAACACAAGCUCAUAUGAUUAUUGAACUAUUCUAUUGGUUUCCUUAUAAUUCUCAAUUUCUGAAUAAAACUCAACAAUUAUUAGCAAUUAAUGGAACACAAACAAUGGUGUUAGUAGGUGAAAAUGCUACACGAUGGUAUCCAAUAUGGGCUGAAGCAGGGUUUAGAUUCAGUGAAUGUCUUCGAUUAUUAAUUACUUCUAAUAACAGUAAUAGCACAUCCGUAGUAACUGAACAUCUUAGUCGUUUAAAUAAUCUUUCUAGUAGAACAGCUUCAUCAAAUCCAUAUAUAUCAACUAGUAUUUCAAUAAUGAUAUCUCAAAUUUAUGGAAUUCGUUAUUAUAUGAAUCAAUCAUGGCAAGAAUGUUUGAAUGAACUAAAUAAUUCUGUUAACCGUGAAUCAACUCUUAUUCCUGGUACUAAUAGUCCUACUUUAAUAUUUAUACGUUCAUCAGAAUUACUUGCAGUACAUCUGUUACUUAUUCAUAAACGUUUUCAACUAGGAUUAAUCAAUGAGAAUUAUACAUUAAAAAGUAAACGAACACCUAUUGUCGACUUUCCAUCACAAGCAUUAAGUCUUUUGAAAAAAACUAAUGAAACUGCACCUAAUCGAGCUAUUAAUAUGGUUGGUAUGGCUCGAGCUUAUGUUCAAUCGGAUAAUAUUAAUGAAGCAGUAAAACUCUAUCAAUUAUUACUUACUCAAAUGAACUUUUCGAAUAAUUCUGAUUUAACAUUCUUUCAAGAAGCGCAACAGUUUAUUGAACAGAGCCUAGUACAAUAUAAUUCUUCAUCUAAUUAUCCUUCUUCACUAGCACAAUAUAAUUCUUCAUCUAAUUAUCCUUCUUCACUAGCACAAUAUAAUUCUGCAUCUAAUUAUCUUUCUUCAAUUUUUCUUUUGCUUUCUGUAUUUUUUUUUAAUUAA